GUCCUCCUUUCUCUUCCUGGACAGUUGCUGUAGGCAAUCUGGAGGUGGCGGCGGGUGCUUGGACCGCCUUGCCCCGGGUCCUGAGCAGGUUUGUCCACGUUCACUGACCAGCAUUUACUCCAGAUUCCACUCUGCUGAAUUCCUGUGGCGAGAGUCAUAAUUGCUGGCUGUUCAAGUCUCUGGGAAGGUGUAGGGGUGGCGGAGCUCCUGGCUGCCGGGAAGCAAACCUGCAAGUCGUUUCCAGGAACUUGUGCUGCAGGUGGAGAAGUUCUUGUGAGCCGCGAAGAUGCUGAGGCAGAUACUGUCGGAGAUGUUCAUAGACCCUGACCUGCUGGCAGAGCUCAGCGAGGAGCAGAAACAGAUCUUGUUCUACAAGAUGAGAGAGGAACAGAUCCGGCGAUGGAAAGAAAGAGAAGCAGCCAUGGAAAGAAAGGAGUCCUUGCCAGUGAAAUCCAGGCCAAAGAAAGAGAAUGGCAAGUCUGUGCAUUGGAAGCUGGGCGCUGAUAAGCAGGUGUGGGUUUGGGUAAUGGGCGAGCAUCAUCUGGACAAGCCCUAUGAUGUGCUGUGUGAUGAGAUCCUUGCUGAGAGGGAGCACCUGAGAGCAGCGAAGGAUGCAGAGCUCAGGAAAGCUCAGUCUCUACAGUUCACCAAUAGCUUAGAAAUAAAGUCACUGAACUGUGAUCUGCAAGCAGUGAAAAAGACAGAGCCUCAGAAUGUCACCAGGAAAGCAGCUGCAGAAGAGGCAACAGAUCAAGGACCCAGAGCAAUACCAACCAAGAAGGACGACAAAGCCCAAACUAAAGACCUCACCAAGAAAAAGGACAGUGAGGAACUGAAACAGACAGAGGAUGAGAAAACCAAGCAGAUAUACAAGAACUGGAAAGAAGACUCUGAAUGGCAAGCAUCUUUGCGAAAAUCUAAGGCAGCUGAUGAGAAGAGACGCUCCUUAGCGAAACAAGCCCGGGAAGACUACAAGAGGCUUUCUCAGAGGGGAAGGAGUGGCGACGGGCUGCAGAACCCACUGUCUGGUCCACAGAAGCCCAAAAGACCUCCUCUUCCUCCGAAGCCCCAGUUCCUACAGCCGCUGGGAAGCCCUCCAAAGUCUUUAGGGAAUCAGGGAGUGAUAAGGACCAAGACCAGCUUCACCCAGGAGGAAAUCAUCCGAUGGUUCAAAGAGGAACAGCUGCCAUUCCGAGCAGGUUACCAGAAAAACUCAGACACCAUUGCUCCCUGGUUCCAUGGGAUUCUCACACUGAAGAAAGCAGAUGAACUUCUGAGCACAGGCAUGCCAGGCAGUUUUCUCAUCCGAGUCAGUGAAAAGAUCAAGGGCUAUGCCCUGUCCUACCUGUCUGAGGAAGGCUGCAAACAUUUCCUCAUAGAUGCAUCUGCCAACUCUUACAGCUUCCUGGGUGUAGACCAGCUGCAGCAUGCUACCCUGGCAGAUUUGGUGGAAUAUCACAAGGAGGAGCCUAUAACGUCUCUGGGAAAGGAACUCCUGUUGUUCCCUUGUGGUCAACAAGACAAGCCACCCGACUACCUGGAGCUCUUCCAGUGACAACUCUCAUCCAGAUCAGCCUCUAGCCUCCAGCUGGGUUCUCCUCUGGACAGAUACCUCCGAGAUGGACAUUUGUGUCUGAUGCCAAAAUCUCUGUGUGACAGAGCCAACAGUGAACAACGUCUGUGAGGUCUUCAUUGGAACCUCUCUUCUGCAUAACUGCCGGAGUUCAGUUUAAAGGGAUAUUACCUCUCUCUCAUCCUCAUUCUGAAAGGGAAAGGGGAAAGGUACCCAUGUUAGCAACAUCCUAAUGUGAAGGUUAGGACCUAAAGGAUAUGACCAUAAUGAUAUAAGAUAAAAGAGAUGAGGGUACACUGAAAUCUUUUUAGCAACUAAGAUGUUAUUUUAAAAGAACAAGUGAACAAUUUUAUGAUCUACACACUCCCUUUUUGUUAUUCACUGAAAGGUUUCAGUAUUCUGUGUGUAUGAGCUUACAUCUUGGCUUUAGAAUGCUGGGAAAAAAUGUCCCCAUGGAGGGGUAAGAUUAUCUUCAAAAGACCACCCUUUCUGUGUCUGUUGGAGUGAGGAUAUAGAAGACAGAAGAGCAAGGCCCAAGUGUAAAUUGAAAGACAAGUUUUAAGACUUGGGAUCCAUAUACCAAAAAACAACCAACCAAAACCCCAGUGAAAAUAACCCUGAGUAUGGUGAUUUGAAUAUGCUUGGCCCAUAGGGAGUGGUACUAUUAGGAGGUGUGGCCUUGUUGAAGUAGGUGUGGUUUUUGUUGGAAGAAGUGUCACUGAUUGGGUGGGCUUUGAGACCCUCCUUCUAGCUGCCUGAGAGAUUCGGUCUUUCCUGGUUCCCCUUGGAACAAGAUGCAGAAUUCUCAGUUCCUCCUCUGCCAUACCUGCCUGGAAGAUUUGAUGCUCCUGCUCUGAUGAUAAUGUACUGAACCUCUGAAUCUGUAAGCCAGCCCCAAUUAAAUGUUGUCCUUUAUAAGAAGA
Messenger RNA from Rattus rattus (black rat), 2496 nucleotides. RefSeq names its product SH2 domain containing 4A (gene Sh2d4a). Gene Ontology annotation, cellular component: cytoplasm. The record is from RefSeq and is a predicted model, not a curated record. The coding region runs from base 287 to 1555 and encodes 422 amino acids. Gene Ontology annotation, molecular function: phosphatase binding. The transcript is spliced from 9 exons. NCBI's taxonomy places the organism in Eukaryota, Metazoa, Chordata, Mammalia, Rodentia, Muridae.